GAACCGGAUCCCAUCCAUCGACGACGACAAGCUACGGGACCAAUAGAUACCGUCAAUUGACAGCGCCUGCGCCCAACAAGUCUCCUCCCCGGAACCGAGGCCGAAGCAGACGUGUGAAACCCAUACAAUCACUCACAAUGUCGUCGUCCAAGUCCGGAGUCAACGUCCUCCGGUAUUCGGCCCUCGGCCUGGGCAUCUUCUACGGCUUCUACCACCAGCGGACCAUCACGUCCGCGCAAAAAGCGGCCGCGGCACAGCGCGAGUACGAGCACAAGCAGGAGUUGAUAAACAAGGCCAAGGAGGAGUACGCCAAGAAGAAGCAGCCCGCCGCCGCCGCCAGCACGUCCGCUCCCUCUGGGUUGAACCUAGAUCUGAACUCACCCAACUUCGACCUCGAGGCCGCCUUUGAAGCUCUAAUGAAGCAAUAAGCCAUGGCGCAGCUUAGACAAGAGUAGGGGGACGGAAAUCAGACGCGAUGGGGCGCGGCUGGAAUUUGACCGGGCAUAUGCGCCAGAGGAGUAAGCAUGGGAUGAGAGGGCAAACUAACGACGCCCAGGAAUGGUGGAGGGAGAGGUGGAGCAAUGGUUAGAGAGCAUGCGCUGCGCCAGCAAGGACGACGAUCGGUCAGGCUCGCGGGCCGCCAGGGACGACGCCAUAGACGGGCAGGCAUGGGUGUAUUUUUGCGUGCACAGUCGCAGCCACGGCAUAGAGAUAUUUCCUUUCUAUCUAGGCUCAUGUCAGGGCUGUACAUGUGUACAAUAGUGAAUAAGAGGCGAUUUCGCAUGGCUUCGCGGUU
This is a messenger RNA of Parathielavia appendiculata, 796 nucleotides long. RefSeq lists its product as uncharacterized. The record is from RefSeq and is a predicted model, not a curated record. The coding region runs from base 138 to 428 and encodes 96 amino acids. The transcript is spliced from 3 exons. Gene Ontology annotation, biological process: proton motive force-driven ATP synthesis. NCBI's taxonomy places the organism in Eukaryota, Fungi, Ascomycota, Sordariomycetes, Sordariales, Chaetomiaceae. Gene Ontology annotation, molecular function: proton transmembrane transporter activity.